Molecule: messenger RNA, 834 nt
Organism: Drosophila bipectinata
Lineage: Eukaryota; Metazoa; Arthropoda; Insecta; Diptera; Drosophilidae
Source: RefSeq, a predicted model, not a curated record
AUGGAACUGCACGGAUUUGCUGAUGCAUCAUCUCAAGCGUAUGCUGCCGUCAUCUAUAGCCGCGUCGAAGUCAACAAUGGAUAUGCUGUCAAACUGAUUAUGGCUAAAACUCGCGUAGCCCCUAUUAGGCCUAUCUCUAUUCCGCGACAAGAGUUAAACGCAGCUCAUUUACGCUCUAAACUGAUUUAUCUGGUCAAGCAAUCAUUAACUGUUCCUAUUUCCAGAAUCAAUUGUUGGUCAGACUCUGAAAUAUUCCUGCAUUGGCUAUCUUCUCCGCCUAGGACUUGGAACACCUAUGUUUGCAACCGCACUGCUGAAAUUCUAGAGGUUUUCCCACGCAGCUGCUGGCAACAUAUUCAAAGUGGUGAUAAUCCCGCAGACUGCGCAUCGCGAGGAGUACUGCCAAAGGACCUCGUGGAUCAUCAAAUAUGGUCGAAUGGACCACCUUGGCUAUCUCAGUCACGUUCAGCUUGGCCACCUGUUAAAGCUAAGUUUGUUCUGUCGACAGAAGAAGAGGCCUGCCUAGAGAUGAAGGCUGAAACGAAAGUUAAUCUACACAUUUCCGACGACGGAUCGCUAUCGCUAUCUUCGCUAUCUUGUAUGAUCAACAAAUCCUCCUCAUGGUCCCGUUUAUUAAGGAUAGUCAGCUACUGCUUUCGCUUCGUUCAUCGUCUUCUUGAGAGGAAUCGACUUUCACCAUUCCUAACGGCGUGGGAGCUACAAUAUGCACGAGCUAAGAUCUUUACGCACGCUCAAGAGGAGUUCUUCAACGUGGAGUACAAGCAGUUAACUACCGGACAGCCAUUGUCGAAGAAAUCGAAGUUUUCUCUCUAA